Protopterus annectens (West African lungfish) is the source of this 4733-nucleotide messenger RNA. RefSeq names its product proteinase-activated receptor 2-like. The transcript is spliced from 3 exons. The coding region runs from base 406 to 1884 and encodes 492 amino acids. The record is from RefSeq and is a predicted model, not a curated record. Gene Ontology annotation, biological process: phospholipase C-activating G protein-coupled receptor signaling pathway; blood coagulation; thrombin-activated receptor signaling pathway. Lineage: Eukaryota; Metazoa; Chordata; Ceratodontiformes; Protopteridae. Gene Ontology annotation, cellular component: membrane. Gene Ontology annotation, molecular function: thrombin-activated receptor activity.
UAAACUAGACAAAAGAACCUCUUCGGCUGUGAAUUAUGUGCAACUUACAUUAAAUGAUCAGACCAACGUCAAAACAGUAACAUGAGCCAGUGGUAUAAUUGUCCCUGUCGUUCUAAACGUAGACUUAGUUGGACCUUUGAACUCCAGUAACUCAGAGUAAUUCUCAGACGCCUAAUUGAAGUGUUACUGCUCACCGCUGACUUUUCUCAAACUACGAAAGUGCUGCAGGUCACACCCCUCAGGUAGCGCAUUUCCUAGCUGGUAUCGCUGAAACUGGACUGCGAUACUUACAACGUACUGAGCAGCAACAGUCGCUGGAGGGUGAUAUGCAGUUGAUCUAGAUUUUGUUUUGUAAUAAAUAAAAAGGGUCGUUUCCAAAGGAGCAGGUGCACUUGUUCUCUUGAAAUGGAUUAUAUAUGGUUUGUCCUAAUUUUUGCUCUUGUCAUCGGCUUUCAGCCUUUAAUUGGUGCUGCUUCUUCACCUACUAUAAAUAUCCUCAAGAGCUUCACAAAUGUGACAAAAGGACAGUCUGCCUUCCUACUAGUGAAUGUCUUGUAUCCAGAAACUUUCUACAUCCUUUCAUGGCACUUUGAGGGAAAUGGCCAGGAAAUUGUCUCUUUGAAGUCAGGCUCUAGACCACAAUACAGUGAGGCAUAUCAACAGAGGGUGUGGCUGUUCCAAGAAAAUGGAACCCUGAGGAUGGACAGCACAGAACUGAGCGAUGCUGGAAGGUACAGAGUGAGGCUGUAUGAUGGGAGCACCACAAACAUUUCUUCUGUAGUACAACUCAGGGUUUCCAAACAGGGAAGAAGUUUUAUUGGAAGAGAAGAUGAAUCGGCUAAUGUGUCUGGAAAGACUAGCUACGUGGUCGAUGAGUUUGCCAUAAUAGUCCUUACUAGUGGAUUGACUACCAUUUUUCUGCCUCUAAUAUACAUUGUAGUGUUCAUCAUUGGCUUACCUGCUAAUGCCAUGGCAUUGUGGGUCUUUUGUUUCAGAACAAAGACAAAGCAUCCUGCAGUCAUUUAUAUGGCUUGUUUGGCACUUGCUGAUCUCUUGUUUGCUCUUUGGUUACCUUUAAAAAUUGCUUAUCAUAUAAAUGGCAACAACUGGAUUUAUGGAGAGAAUCUGUGCAAGGUAUUUGUGGGAUUCUUCUUUGGAAAUAUGUAUUGCUCCAUACUGUUCAUAACCUGCUUGAGUGUACAGAGGUAUUGGGUUGUUGUUAAUCCCAUGUCUCAAACAAGAAAAAACAGCAACAUUGCAUUGGGAGUUUCAGCUGCAGUAUGGGUGGUGGUUGCUUUAAGUACAGUGCCAUUAUACCUUAUUGAUCAAACCGUCUAUGUUUCGAACCUCAACAUAACAACUUGUCAUGACGUUUUGUCUCAUACUACUUUGGUCAAAGACAUGUUUGUGUAUUUUCUUUCUCUUGCCAUUGGAGUUUUCUUUUUUCCAGCUGUUUUGACAGUCUUUGUUUACACAGCCCUCGUCAAAACUUUAAGUGCGUCAUUAACAGAGCAGAACAUCGGUAAAAAACGAAAAAGGGCCAUUCAUCUCAUUAUUGUAGUACUUUUAAUAUAUGUGAUCUGUUUCACUCCAAGCAACGUUGUCUUGGUAGUGCAUUAUACAUUGAUUCACUUCAGAAGCAAUAACAAUGUUUAUGCACUUUAUAUCACAGUACUCUGUCUAUCCAGCAUUAAUAGCUGCAUUGAUCCAUUUGUCUAUUAUUUUGUUUCUGAGGAUUUUAGAAACCAUGUGAAAAACACUUUUCUUUGUCGUAGUGUACGCACAGUGGAGAGCAUGCAGGCUUCAUAUAAAUCAUUUAAAUACUCUAGAAAGUUUAAUUCAACCAAAUCUAGCUCACAGCAGACAUCUCAAACCAGUUGUUAAACUUCAUGUGUGCACGUUGUUUACACUUAAGAAUGGCUACAGUAAAUACUGUGAAGCUGAAAAAUGAUGAUGUAAUGGCCAUUCUCCUUUUAAGUGAAUUAUAGUACUGAAUUCCAAAACGCCUUGUUUCUUUGUACCACAACCUAGAAGAAGGAGGACUAAAUUCGUCUCAUCUGAAGUCAUCCGUAUUUUAAGUGCCACCAUUUUCUGAUGUAGAUUUUUGAAUUAUGUUUUGUUAUUGACUAAGGCACAAAGCAGCAGUAACCUGUCGUAAUUCAACAGAAACCAAUGAAUAUGUGUAUAAAAUUAUAUUGUGAAUAUCAUUAUAAAAGGAGCCAAUUCUAUGUUUUCACUUUGCUACCUCAGAAAGAUGACUUUUUACAACCAUAUCCAUUUCAAGGCUUUUGGACUGUAUUGAGUAAUGCUCCCAUAAGAUUAAACUGCUUUGAUUUGCACAAUAUUCCAAGCACUAAGUAUUCUGUACCAUCUCCGUUUAGAGGAUUACUUUUAUGGAUACAUUUUUGUAAAAUGGACUGUGGGAUUUAUUUGUGUGGAUUGCAUUUUUGAAAGUGUGACAUUAUGGUAAAAGGGAAAAAAGACUAAAUGUUGUAAUCAGUAAAGGCGAGUUAAAUGACUGUGCAUUGUACUCAUUGGCUUGCACUUCACCAAGUCAUGUAUUUUGUGUGUGUGUGUGUGUGUGUGUGUGUGUGUGUGUGUGUGUGUGUGUGUGUGUGUGUGUGUGUGUGUGUGUGUGUGUUAAAUCUUGGGUUCCUCAGUGGCCAAGACAGCCAGCAUUUUAAAUGACUUGCUUCCCUGCAUGUAUCAAGAGCCUGGGGAGCAAGACUACAUUUAGAGGAUGCAUGUCAUUCACAACUUUUUUUUCAGUGUUGAAUCUUGGGUUCCUCAGUGGCCAAGAUAGCCAGCAUUUUAAGUGACUUGCUUCCCUGCAUGUAUCAAGAGCUUGGGGAGCAAGACUACAUUUAGAGGACGCAUGUCAUUCACAACUUUUUUUUCAGUGACAUGCAAUCCCAGUUGUAAGUUGUAACCCUCCUGGUGCAAGUGCCUACAGUCCUAAAUGAGUUAAUUCUAACACAAUCUUCAAGGUUAUGUGAAACAGCUAUAUAAAAAAAGUUAAGGUGAGUGUGUAUCGGAUGAGGAAAAUGCAUUAAUAUAGUGUUGUGUUUUAUAUAAAAUGAUUUGUAAUGAAAUGUAGACUGUAUGUUAAUUUUGUAUUGCUUAAUGAAUGAUUCCGCUAAAGAAAAUGCAUCUGGAUCCAAAGCUUGGAGUCACCAUACGUGCUUCAACUAGUAGAUCUUUGUCAUUUGAUGUAGAACACUGUUUAUUCAAGUGCUUGCUCUAAAAGUUGUGUAUUAUGGUUUAGUAUGGCCUCGUUUUUUUCAUGAUCUCCUGAUGGAGAUAAUGUUCGAGAGGAAGCUAUUCAAAAAAUAUUGAAGUACUGUUGGGUAACCCCCUUCCCUUGCUAACUGCCCUGCACAAAAGUAACAUUUUUUUCAGUCAUUAGAACUGGAACAGUCCUACAGGAGGAAGUACACAGCAACAACCUUCAACAAUUUGGCUGUGAAACAGACUUUGUGUCGUGAAACUACUGUGUGCUUUUUCAGAGUCAAUUUAAUGCAAAAGAAUUUUAAUUCCACACAGGAAAUGAGCGAUGUUAUGUUUUGAUGCAUAUUCUGCCUACAGUUGAUUCAUGUAAUCCAGUUGGAAUUCAGGCAUUGAUGUAUUGCUGUACUGUAAAAUAUCAAGUGUUUAUCUUCUCAGUUGCAACUUUAAUGAAUAGAUGAAGGAUGCAUUUGUUUUAAUCCUAAAUUAUCUUGGUGUUGAAGAAUGACAAACUGCCAGUAAACAUUGUGCCAAAUGGCGAGUAUCUGAUUCCAACUUCCAACUCCAUUACUUUUAAACUUUAAUAAAUAUUCCUAAUUCCAAGCUAGCACCAGCAGUAGCAAAUUACUUUUGAACAUGGGAAAUAGCGUCUCAGCACAAACUGCAGAGACAGGAAGCAGGGGAGGUUCAGAACUAUCCAGAGGGCUGAGUAUUAAUUGUGAAAACCAUGGAAAAACUAUGCAGAACCAUAGAUAUACUACAGAUUCUAAGAUUAAAAAGAUUUUUGAAAUGGUGUUGCUUUCCAGGCUGUAGCUUGUGUGUCCUUAACAGAUGCAGUAUCUUUUGUCUCACUCCAUCCCUGCUGACGGACACUUUCUUUUUCUGUAAUUUAAAAAAAAAGUAUGUUGUAGAGUUUUCAUUGUUGAGCUAGAUGUAUGAAUGAGUGUAGAACAAACAUUUCCACACGUGCAACUUGUGUCACCAUGAACGUCACUUUGUUCCCUAGCAGUCAUGUGACAGUGUAGGUUGCAGUAAUGUGACCCUCCUGAUGCAACAUUAUUCCUUCCUGUAGGCACAAGGAUGACAUGAAAUUCUGUAUGAGUAGAUGAUGAGUCAAUGUUAGGGUUGCAUUGAUUUUGUAUAUAGUAAAACAAAGUUCUUUAAAGUUUUUUUUUUUUUUUUUUUAAGAAAUAUUUUCUGUACAUGUCUAAGCACAUUUUUCUUGAAUGUUGUAUAGCUGAACAUCUGAAUCUUUUGAAAUGUUCUUGAAAUGGCACCCAACUUGUAUUUAACAUUAAUAAGUAAAGUAUUUUUGUAUUUCUUGUAUGCUGCAUGUAUAUCUAACUCAUUUCUUUGGGAUGCUAGUUUUGUAGUUAUUGUGAUAUCAGCCUAAUAUGACAUAACCUUUUUAUUUAAUGUGUAAAAUACUUCCAUAUUUUUAUCUGCUUUGCAGUGUUGUAGUUGCAUUUUAUAAACUGAUAAGCAUUUUUAAAUAAAUUUAAUUGUCA